Molecule: messenger RNA, 73 nt
Organism: Lactuca saligna
Lineage: Eukaryota; Viridiplantae; Streptophyta; Magnoliopsida; Asterales; Asteraceae
Source: the annotation of a GenBank genome assembly
GCAAAAUUUCCUUCAGCAUAAUGGUGGUCAUGCGCCCAGACCUGAUCACUUUUUUGAAGCAAGAGCAGUUGAG